This is a messenger RNA of Rhododendron vialii, 1824 nucleotides long. Its product is annotated as aspartyl protease family protein 1-like. Lineage: Eukaryota; Viridiplantae; Streptophyta; Magnoliopsida; Ericales; Ericaceae. The coding region runs from base 79 to 1665 and encodes 528 amino acids. Gene Ontology annotation, biological process: proteolysis. Gene Ontology annotation, molecular function: aspartic-type endopeptidase activity. The record is from RefSeq and is a predicted model, not a curated record. The transcript is spliced from 10 exons.
UACUGUUUUCCCGCACUAUAUUUUCCUACAUUUCACACAAUUUCUACUCAAUUGAUUCCCUCCGGAAGGACCAAAACCAUGGCGUUUUACGGCCACCACUCCUACUAUCGCUCCCUCUUAAUCACCACUCUAUCAAUAAUACUUUGCGAAUCGCAGAGCUCCGACGGAUUAGGUAACUUCGGGUUCGAUAUCCACCACCGCUACUCCGAUCAAGUCAAGCGAAUUCUGGACGCCGACGGGCUGCCGGAGAUGGGGAGUGUAGAAUUCUAUGCCGCCAUGGCCCACCGUGACCACCUCGUUCGCCAACGGAAGCUCGCCGCCACCGCCCCGUCUGCUCCGCUCACUUUUCUCGGCGGGAACGAUACUUAUCGGAUUCGGUCUUUGGGAUAUUUGCAUUAUGCCAAUGUUUCUGUGGGCUCCCCGGGCUUAUGGUUUCUUGUGGCACUCGACACCGGAAGCGACCUGUUUUGGUUGCCCUGUGACUGCACCCGUUGCGUUCAUGCUUUGGUGACAAGCUCUGGACAAGAAAUUCACCUGAACAUUUACAGCCCUAAUAAAUCAUCAACGGGCACGAAACUUUCGUGCAACAGUACCUUUUGUGGAAAAAGACGAUGCUUGUCAGAAAGUAAUACUUGUGCUUAUAAAGUUCAAUAUCUUUCUAAUAAUACUUCAUCUACUGGGAUCUUCGUAGAGGAUACCUUGCACUUAACUACAGAUGACAGUCGAUUAACAUCGGUUGAUGCACGGAUUACAUUUGGCUGUGGCUUGGUACAAUCAGGUUCAUUUUUGACUGGUGGGGCCCCGAACGGUCUAUUUGGGCUCGGUAUGGAUAACAUAUCCGUUCCUAGCAUUUUGGCAAAGGAAGGGCUUGCUGCAAAUUCUUUCUCCAUGUGUUUUGGACCUGAUGGAAUUGGGAGAAUUCGUUUUGGAGAUAAAAUCACUACAGAACAAGGAGAGACACCAUUCAAUCUCAACCAAACACAUCCAACUUAUAAUGUUAGCAUGACACAAGUUAGUUUGGGAGAUAAUGUCACUGAUAUCAGUUUUGGUGCAAUCUUCGACUCUGGUACCUCAUUCACAUACUUAAACGACCUUGCUUAUUCGGCUAUCUCUGAGAGCUUCAAUUCCCAGGCCCAAGAAAAACGGCAUCCAUCUGAUGACAGGAUCCCUUUUGAGUAUUGCUAUGAUCUAAGUGCAAAUCAGACAAGCUUUAAUUUUUCAUCGCUGAAUUUAACCAUGAAAGGCGGUAAACAAUUCCACGUUACUCGUCCGAUAGUAACAAUUUCUAUCGAGGGUGAAGGUAACUUAUACUGUUUGGCUAUCAUCAAAAGUGGAGACAUAAAUAUCAUUGGACAAAACUUCAUGACCGGCUACCGUAUCAUUUUCGACCGCGAAAAGAUGGUUCUGGGUUGGGAGUCAUCCAAUUGUUAUGAUGCUGAAAAAUCCAGCACUUCACCUGUAAACCCACCAGAGCCUAGUGCAAUUCCUCCCACAUCAACUGUGGCACCAGAAGCCACAUCAGGCGGUGGAAAUGGUUCCCCUAUUCCCAACCCCGGUCCCUCUUCUUCUGCGAGUGAUUUUUUGCACCCGUAUUCUUUCCCAUGCACACUAUUUUUGGUCUUCAUUUCUCUUUUUGGCCCUUAUUUUUCCAGUUCUUCCCCAUGAGGCAUUUUUAGGCCCUCAUCUCGUUUUGGGUUGGGGUUUUCUAAAUAUUCGCGGGAUUGGAUUUUCUAGUAUCUUUGGCAUUAGUUUGGACUCACAUUUGUCAUACGGUUUUUGAUUACUUUCACACCUUGUAUAAUCAUAGAAAUCAUUUAAGUCGUC